CCGUACUUGGAGGCUUAUCUCCACUGAAGGUAAGUAAGUAAACUUCGGCGGGGACCAUCCAUCUGACUCUUAGUCUCUUACACGGUACCUAGUAGAAGGCCUUCUAGCAGGAUGACGGAAUAGCGGCGCACCAAGGCCUGAAUAGCCUGAAAGACGGUGUACAGUCGCGGCUGUGCCUGCAGCUUUUCUUCAUUUGCCCAGUACCUCUACUAAGUAUGUACAUGGACCCACAGCCACAAGGAGAUGCCGAGAGUGGGCACACCCGACUUGCGAUCUGAUCUGCGAAAUAAUAUCGCAGUAGCCGGUAUUCGCCUUAUCGAAUACGUGCCGGGAAACAGCGACCGGGGCGGCGUCUUGCCUGUGGAAGAACAAGCACAAAACGGCGCUCAUCCGCCCUCCCCUCCUCCUCUGAUUCUCCCCUUCUUCCUCAACCACCUUUCGGGACUCAUCCCCAUUCAAUCCUCAAUUCUCCGCCGUUCGAGAGAAGAACGGCGCCAGCCAUCUUCGCGUUCUAUCCACCGUGUCAGUUCGCCUUCUUCAAGCCAACCUAAUCAAUAUCCGGACUGGCAGAGCUCCGCGUUCGAGCCUAGCGCGGACCUCUUCCAGUCCUUUGGGGGCGAUUGCACGUCCGUUGCACCCCUGACUAAUGAUUGGCUCUACGGAUACGGACUCGGAGACGGCAGCUCGAGCGGAGGUGAGGGCGACGGCACUUUUGAUGGAGGACUCAACUUGGCGAUAGAUUGGUCGCUUACCGAUUUUGGUUCGUCACACGAGACGACGCCCAUACUUGGAAGCGAGUUGUCACCCGCAAGCCUAGACGACAUUCUGCCUUCUGGCGACUCAGCUCUUCUCUUCCCCCCUUUACCUAUCACAAACAUGCCAUCAGCAACAGCAAUACCCACCACUCAACCCGAUCACUAUUCCAUGUCACCUCCAACACCCAACUAUGAUCAAGCUCUGCAACCCACGUCAGGGAAACGACGCUCUCCUCCAGUCGACCACGUUGUUGCACUCAAGCGUCAAAGAAACAACGUUGCCGCUCGCAAAUAUCGGCAGAAGCGGAUCGACCGCAUCAACGAACUGGAAGCUGAGCUUGAUGAGGUGAAACAGGAACGGGAUGACCUGAAGCUUCGCCUUGCGCGUCAGGAGGCCGAAGCAGCCGCUCUAAGGUCCAUGUUGCAGAUGAAAUCUGGAGAGUCUCGGGAUAAAUAG
Messenger RNA from Xylaria bambusicola, 1212 nucleotides. RefSeq lists its product as uncharacterized. Gene Ontology annotation, molecular function: RNA polymerase II cis-regulatory region sequence-specific DNA binding; DNA-binding transcription factor activity, RNA polymerase II-specific. The transcript has 3 exons. Gene Ontology annotation, biological process: DNA-templated transcription; regulation of transcription by RNA polymerase II. NCBI's taxonomy places the organism in Eukaryota, Fungi, Ascomycota, Sordariomycetes, Xylariales, Xylariaceae. The record is from RefSeq and is a predicted model, not a curated record. Bases 244 to 1212 code for a protein of 322 amino acids.